CUCCGCGGCUGCCAGCUCCUUCCCCCGCCCGCCCCGCGCGGCCCGCCCCGGAGCGCUGCCGGGAGCUCCCCGGGAGCCUCAGGUACUGGCGCCGGCCUGGUUCCUGACAGAGUGUCUGGCAUUAGGAAGAAAGGAAACGGAGGUUGUGUGAAUAACACCUCCAGGCUGUGUCCAUCCCGGUCACUUUAUUAUCGUGAACCCGCACGGAGCAAGACUGCUGAUGAAAGAUGAGGAAGAGGACUGAGAAAGGGGAAUGGAGGCUGGGAAAAGGGAACCUUCUGCCUAGAUUCAAGCUUCUUGUGAAAUGAAAUACAUAGAUUUUUUUUGGUGGUGGUUUUGCAACUAGGGUUUGUUAAAAAAAAAAAAAAAACAAACAGCACAGCUUGGAUUGAAUAGGUUACAAGUUUAUUAUGUAUAGUUACUUAGAGAAUACACCACUUUUUCAAAAAAAAUCUACAUGAAAUUAGAAAGAUCUGAUGAGGGCAUAAUUGGGUGAUGUGACCUUUUAGAAGUGAUUUGGGUAUUGGUUUCCCAACCUCAAUGUCGGAAUGCAUCAUGAAGGCUCUUGUUUCAUAUAUACCUAGACACAGGCAUCUGAAUUCUAUUGAAAGAUAAGCCGAGGGAUAUUAAAUUUUUUUUUAGUUUAUCUGAGCAAAAAUUGACUAUUCAGAUGGCAUCCAGUUUCUAGCAGCUGGAAAGGAGCUGGAAGGAGUUGUACAAAAUCAAAGGCUUUUAUAGCCAAAAGGGAGCAGAAAGAAGAAAGUUAAAGUAGGCAAAAAACGUUUGGUUAUUACAGGGCUACUUUUCUUUAGGGGAUGGCAGAGAUUUAUCAGCCAGAUAACCUAACUGGCUCAUCAAGCUCUUCCUUAUUGACAUCUCUGGGAGAGGUGGUGAAUACGUGUUCUACUGAGAAGUUAUUUCGUGAGUGAAAAAUAUGCCUCCCAAAUUCAAGCGUCACCUAAAUGAUGAUGAUGUUACUGGUUCUGUGAAAAGUGAAAGGAGAAAUCUUUUGGAAGAUGAUUCAGAUGAAGAAGAAGAUUUUUUUCUAAGGGGGCCAUCUGGACCAAGAUUUGGACCUAGAAAUGAUAAAAUUAAGCAUGUUCAGAAUCAGGUGGAUGAAGUUAUUGAUGUCAUGCAAGAAAAUAUUACAAAGGUAAUUGAAAGAGGGGAGAGACUAGAUGAACUACAGGACAAAUCAGAAAGCUUAUUGGAUAAUGCAACUGCUUUUAGCAAAAGAUCCAAACAACUUCGAAGGCAAAUGUGGUGGCGUGGAUGCAAAAUAAAAGCCAUCAUGGCUUUGGUUGCUGUUAUCCUUUUGGUAGUGAUUAUCGUUCAUUCGGCUCAGAUCAUCCUGCAUUUGAAACAUGAAGUUUUACCACCAUCAAAACUAUUAUUUAACAACAAUGAAGAUCAACAGAAAAAUUCAAGUAGCCUUGUAAAUAUUAGUUGAUACCCAAUGAAAUCAGGUUGCUAUUUUUAUUUAUAAUGCCUGAAAUAUACCCUCGUGAUUCAUGUUUAAUUACAGAAGCCUGCUGCCUUGCAGCAAUUUUGUGAUAAAACUGAUUAGUUAACCCCUUCUGAUCAUAACCCAGUAAUACAUGUGACCUUUGUCUCUUGUCCUGAGAAAACUCACUGUAAACUGUCCCUAGUUUUAUGAACUUUGAUAUUUCUUAACUAAAGGAAAGUUCAUUAUUGAAAAUGGACAUUAUCUAAAAUGGAGGAAGGAUCAUUUGUUCACAUCAGAUACAGAAAUACCCUGUUAGCUUUCUUGUAGAUCGCUUAUAUUGUCUUUCUGUGCACUAACUCUGCUUUAAAAAUUAACUUCAGCAUCUGUGUUAGCAAAAAUCGGCAUCUCUCAAUUCUGUGUAGCCUGUAUCUUAAAUGAUGAUACAUGUACACACUGAGGAAGGUUAAGAACAAAAAGAAAUUGAAAUUCUCAUGGUCAGUACACUCAAACAUGCUUGGUGCCCUAUCACCAUUGUUACCCACCUGGUUUCUGUAUCUACAUCUGUAUAUACACUGAUUAAAAUAUACAAGGAUUGUCUUUUCAUGUUGAGAAUGAAUGCCAUUAGGUGGCCUUAAUUGUAUGGAGGCAGAGUGUCAUUAAGACUAAUGAGGCAAAACAAUGUCCUAAGUGUUUUUCACAUGGAAACAUGAUUGAAAUCUGUUUUUCUAUAAGUGGGGCGCAGUAGCAUGAAUCAGCUGGAAAGCACUUAAACAUUUGUUUUAGAGUGCAGUGCAGGGCUUCUAUUUGUGCAGGAAAUUGCCACCUGCAGGUCACAGGAGUUGAAAGUGCCCUACUUCUUGAUCACUCUUCUUCCCCCCCGUAUUCUGGACAAUUUGCUUAGCCUGAUGUCAGGAUUGGGUCUUUACAUUUGAUGGUGGUCUUGCUCUUUCUGGAAAUCAAGUAGAAUAAGGGAUGGGAAAUACAAACUCUUACCCCAGCUCCUGUUUUAUUCUAAGAAGCUGCUUGGAACAAGUCAGUAAGAAUUGAAAGGAAAUCAUCACUGACCCAACUAAAGGGGAUAAAUGGGAAAACACAAAGUACACCAUAAAUUUCUGUCUCCAUGGCACCUAACAGUGUUGUGUCCCUGACAGUUGCGUAUGCCCAGGAAUCACAGACACAGUGUGCUAUAUAAUAUAGUACGUAAGUGAGAGUUGACUUCCAUAUCCCUCACUGAAGAGAUGACAUGAUUGACAAGGCAGUGGGAUCUCUGGCCUUUACCAGGAAAUAGUAGUGUUCUCUUAGAAUAACUGGGUAUAGGAGUCCUGAUUUUCCAGUAUUUCAUUAGGUUUUCAUUUAAAGAGGUCUUGAAAUUAAAUGAAAUCAUCUUAAAUAUUUUAAGGCUUUAAAGGGAUUUCAGUUAGUAAAAUGUCAGAAAUCAAACUAAAAAAAAAAAUCAAGGACUUUAUUUUAUGCCUUGGGUGUGUGUCAUUUUAAAUUUUCACACUCCUUUAACCAUUUUGAUUUAAGUGCCUUUGGUGUUUUAAGAUACAAGGUGGGAGAGGAGCAAAUGUAAAUGCCAUGCUCUGUUCUUUAGCUUCUCAGUCCUUUGAACUAUUUUCACCAGUGCUUGAAAGUUAGUCCUUUGUGUUCUUACCAGAUUUGUAUUUGUAGCUACAUCAUAGUAAGCAGUAAAAUAAACUAUUUCAUAGAAAACAAAAUUAAGCACUUUGGCUUAUAAUUUACUAUGCGUUACCUGUUGCCUUAACUUCAAAGUUUAGCUUGUUUAAAAUAUCUGGCUAAUCAUCUGAUUUAAUCCAGACCAGUUUUCUAAUAAAGUAUAGAAAGGGAAAAGAAAAAGUGUCCUACUACCAAAAACUAUGUCCAGUGCACAGCCUAUUGGCAAAAUUUAGGAGGAAUUUCUCAGUAUAAAAAUCAGUGUAUCUCUUGGGCCUCCAUACUGGCGCAAGGGCUUGAGCGCCGCACUAUGAAGCAAUCCACAGCCACUGCAGCACAAGUUUGAUCCCCGGCCAGCCAGAGAGAAACCCACAUGGCGCAGCAGACCUCUCCUGACUCGCCCGCUGCUCCCCUCAGCAGUGUAUUUCAGUCAGUCUGCCUGUUCUGUUCCCCACUCUGUCUCUGGUGGAUCUUCUCACCCCGCAUCUCUGGCCUGUAC
Messenger RNA from Talpa occidentalis (Iberian mole), 3620 nucleotides. RefSeq names its product vesicle associated membrane protein 4 (gene VAMP4). Lineage: Eukaryota; Metazoa; Chordata; Mammalia; Eulipotyphla; Talpidae. Bases 935 to 1450 code for a protein of 171 amino acids. The record is from RefSeq and is a predicted model, not a curated record. Gene Ontology annotation, biological process: Golgi ribbon formation; vesicle-mediated transport. Gene Ontology annotation, cellular component: membrane. The transcript is spliced from 9 exons.